UUACCGGAGAAGAAAUGAUUGUUCACGCCCAUAGUUUUCAGUUUAACUAACAAAAUGCUGAGUUUAACUAACAUUGGCAUAUAUAAAAACUUAUAAAAUUAAGGAUCUGCCCUGUUUGGUGGGAGUUUAGCAUAUACGAGAGCCUACGUAUUUAAGCUUAAAGUUAGGGAUCUGCCCUAUUUGGUUGCACAUAGAUAAGAACGUAUUGAGUUCUACGCUAUAAGAAUCUAUUUAAUUGUACGGUUCCACGGAAAAGUUCAUAUCUACUUUUCUAUUCGAUAUAGACAAGUAGAGAAAAAGGGAAGAUUCCCUUUCAAACGAUUAUGGGUUAGUGGAAUGAUGCAAUAAUUUUAAUAUUUUUUCAUUUAGAUCUAAAACUAAUUCUUGGUAAUUGGCAUGUCAAUUGUACUGACAUGAAUAUUUUCUCACUGUCGCAUGGAAUUCAUAUUGUUUUUCCUCAGUACGCUGGUUUAUGAGAUUAUUGUAUACAUAUGUUAGUGGCAAUUUUCGAGAAGAUAUAAUGACAGGUAGCCGCCGCAAUUUAGCCUCACCAUAAAUUAUGACUGAACUGAGAGCUCUGUAUGAACCUCAGCAGGCUGCUAGAGUGAAUAUUUGGUAAGUUAAUAGCCGACGGCUCAAAGUCGCCGAGUUAUGAGAUAUCGAUCAUGUGACUGUUUAGAGGAUGCGUGAGAUAGCUUACCCAUGACAAACGACCCGACUUUGCAUUGCUAAAGGAUAGAGACAUUAUUCGAAAAUAGGCUAGCCACGGAACAGGAAAGGCAGUGAUGUCCUUUGAUAAGCGAACUGUGAAAGACUGCACGACGCUUACCCUAGUACCUUGGCGAAUUAUAGAUCCCGUGCAUUCUAAAAAUAUGACUAUCUUUAUAACAUCAAAAACGGGAUUAGUGAGCCUAACGUGCGAACUUGCGAUACUCGUGACAGUACACUAAUGCUUCAGAUUGUGUGCUGUGAUUUAAUUCAUUCCGUGGAUUCAUUUAUCGUGUACUUGUGUUAAACAAAUUGAAAUGGAAAAUUACGUAUCCAAGUCGAGGAUCUGGUGUGUCGUAUCCUGGAUUGCAUUGGGAAUGGCGCAGCAGCAGAGUACUCGAGGGCGUAUUAACCAUCGCGGCUUUGUCACCUGUGGUUGCGUUACCAGAAUUCAACGAGGAGGAUAUUGGCGAUAUCUCGAAUACGUGAUGCGAUUCGAUCCAGAAAUUAACGGGAAGCGUACCGCAUCAAUGCUUGGAAUGCGCACGUACCCAUGUGCUUUCAGGCUCCGUAAAAAGUGAUAUCGCGGGUGGCAAGACCGACUUUGUACUUGGGAGAAAUUUCGGGAGGACCUUUGCACGAUAAAAGAAAAAAGUCGGAAAAGAAUCGAAUGAUGCAUGCACUACAGUGUACUAAUGAUACUGCGAGGAGCUACGUUAAUUGUAUCCGUAUGAAACCCGAAUAUUUGAAGCAGACCAAAGUCACCUUUACAGAAGCGAAAAUAACAGAAUUAGUGAUAAUUAAGAAUAUUAAGCGCGAGGUAUAAGUUGACGGUAAAGCUCUUAAUCAGAAUCGUCGAAUUGAAGAAAGUUAGUAUACAGAACGAAGACAAUCGCCAGACGGAAAAGGCACGACUGCAACAAGAAUGGAAGCAAUGUUACAUAUGCGAUGACGGCGCAUACAAUGAGCCAUGCUCAAAAAGGCGACGCGAUGAUCGAGGUCGCAAUCCACAGAAACCUAGCCCUCAAAGGUAACAUUCGGCGCCAGCAAUGAAAGGUGUUCCUACUUGCACUUAUAGCUCUAAAAUUGUUUGACGAUAUUUGGCCGGUUGGCGAAAACCGUUAUCAUAUACAUCUGUAUGAGUGCGUUUGUGUGUUCAAGCCUAAACCGUGCAAAACUGAGGUAGUGCAAAAACUGCUUAGGCACGAGUUCGCCGACCGACAGUAAGUAACAAAAACGCGAAAGCCCGCUGAAAAUAGAAUAAACAGAUAAGUCGACGACAUAAAAGGAAUUUAUGUCGAUUCUUCCCCGAUGCUAGUUAGAUUCUCCGAACAGAGAUCGUAUUUGUAACGUCUAUGAAUUCUUGUGCAUGACCUACGGUCUCACUAACAUAGUGGCUGUAUUUCAACGAGCGAUCAGCACCGCCUUAAGAAAUCUAAAAAGUAAGAUAGCUUUAGUAUAUUUAGACGAUAUACUAAUCCCGCCAGAAACAAUAGAGAAAAAAUACGAGUAUUUAAAGCAGGUUUUGCAUGCAUCGAUAUAGUGGGGUUCUUACCAAAUUUGAAAAAAUAUGUUUUUUUUAAAAACUACAUCGAAUAUUUGGGAAAGGGGAUAUCGACUGAGAGUAUUAGACCUGGAACAGGGAAGGCGCCGUCCUCUGCAACGUGAAACAGAUACGACAAUUCAUGGGCUUUGCAAGCUAUUUUUGCAAGUUUAUAUCUAAAUUCGCUAUAAGCAGUAACUCCGUCUACUCAAAUAUUCCAUGUCGCGAUUGUCGAUAUGUUGUUAUGGAUUUUAAUGAGUAGGCAGCUAUAAUGUUUAAAUCUAUGAUUUUUCUUAUAAAACGUUGUGCAGAAUGGUUUACGUCUUUAAAUGUCAUAAUCUUCUUCUCUAGAUAUCUAAGUCAAGCUGCUGCCAUGUAUCGUUCGAUUUGACGAUCCCUGUGCACCCCGCACCUUAGGCUGACCUACUUUCGCUCAUUUACACUGUGUAUAUUUCGUAAAGGAAAAGAGGUCCUGUUAGGGAUACACACGAAGGAGAGAGAGAUUGUAAGAAGAAUACCAUAGGUCAAUCCUACAUUCUAAACGUGACGUUUUCACUUUCACAUUACCAGUAUUGUUGUGAACGAGAGGUACCAGCAAUAGUAGCAUUAUAUCAGUGAGUUUAUAAUUUUCGUAAAAAAGUAUUUUUAAUUUCAUUUUGAAAUUAUGACAAUGAUCCAGUUUAACUGGAUUUGGAAAAUUAUUAUCCAGUAUAUAAUGCUUAUUCUGCACACUCAGCCUGAGAUAGUUAAUACGGAGAGGUCUAUGAAAACAAUAUUUUCAUGUUUAAACCGAACUGCUGGUUUUUACGCAGAUAUUAAUGCUGGUUGUAAGAUAUAUCACACUUGUGAUGAAUAUGGAAAUAAAUUCACUUAUCAUUGUCCUGAGGAAACUGCUUUUCGACAAGAUGCUCUGAUAUGUGACCAUGCUCAUCUUGUGCAAUGCCAAGGAAGUAUUAUUUCUAGUACAAAAGAAUAUAUUAAAGAAGAAAAGGACAAUAGUUCUGAUACAAAACACUUAAUACAUAACGAUCAAUCCCUUUUUCAUUUUUUUUACACAACACAACCAACAAACACAAGUAGUAAAGAAAGACACGGAUUUGUAUUUAAUUCAGGACAAAUUUUUAAGAAUUUUAAUGAGGCAGAAACAACUGGAAGGGAUAUAAUAAGCUCAUUUUAUCCAUUAAGUUAUAUUAAUUAUACUACAAAUAUUCCUAUUGAUCAUUCUAUAAAUACACAAUCUAUGCGUAUAAUUAGUCAAUAUAAUGAAAAUGGAUUAAGACAAAAUGAAAAUUUUUCUACUCCCAGUCAAAGCUUCCAUGAGAAGGAUAAACUUAAUGAAAAACUAAUAAGAAUGAAUCAAAAAGGUUAUUUAUAUCAAAAAGUAAGUGAUGCUUUAUACAAUUUUCUAAAAUUACCUUCAAAUACAUUUUCUGGAAGUAAUCAAACUCAGGAGAAUAAUGUAAAAAACUAUCAAUCGACAAAGAAUCCUAUUGACUUUUUAAAAUUAUCAUCUAUAAAUUAUAGGAAUUAUCCAUAUUUAGAAACUUUGAAAUCUAUACAAAAGAAUACAAAAAUGAUUUCUACUACAGUUCAUAGUACAACAGCAAGUAUGACUCUAUCUACUACAGAAAUACCUGUGUAUGCUUUAACAUUGUCUUUAAAACCUUUAAUACCAAGCGAACUAGAAUAUGAUCCAUAUUAUCCAAAAUUCUCAACAACAACACAACCUUAUUAUACUUCUACGCAGAACCUAAAAGAAUGGUCUACUCAAACAGUGCGGUCAACUACUCAUCUUGAACUUCCGGCAGUUUUACCAGACUUAAAUUCUUUGGAUGACAUUGUUGAUCGCAGAAAGUUACUUUAUAUUCCUCGAAUUAAAUUAAAUUAAUGUAAUUAUUAUUUUGACAAAUCUCUGUAACUAGAUAUAUGAAUUUUGCAAAAUUAUUUAUUUUGUUUAAUUUCAAAAUAAGUUAAAAUAAGUUAAUUAUAUAAA
Messenger RNA from Bombus impatiens (common eastern bumble bee), 4244 nucleotides. RefSeq lists its product as uncharacterized. The coding region runs from base 2916 to 4139 and encodes 407 amino acids. The transcript has 5 exons. Gene Ontology annotation, molecular function: chitin binding. Lineage: Eukaryota; Metazoa; Arthropoda; Insecta; Hymenoptera; Apidae. Gene Ontology annotation, cellular component: extracellular region. The record is from RefSeq and is a predicted model, not a curated record.